This is a messenger RNA of Vombatus ursinus (common wombat), 1752 nucleotides long. It is a transcript of the gene SLC17A7, whose product is annotated as solute carrier family 17 member 7. Gene Ontology annotation, biological process: monoatomic anion transport; transmembrane transport; neurotransmitter loading into synaptic vesicle. The record is from RefSeq and is a predicted model, not a curated record. Lineage: Eukaryota; Metazoa; Chordata; Mammalia; Diprotodontia; Vombatidae. Gene Ontology annotation, molecular function: neurotransmitter transmembrane transporter activity; L-glutamate transmembrane transporter activity. The transcript is spliced from 12 exons. Gene Ontology annotation, cellular component: synaptic vesicle membrane; excitatory synapse. Bases 1 to 1752 code for a protein of 583 amino acids.
AUGGAGUUCCGGCAAGAUGAGUUUCGGAAGCUGGCGGGCCGCGCCCUGGGCCGCCUCCACCGGCUCCUGGAGAAACGGCAGGAGGGCGCUGAGACCCUAGAGUUGAGCGCGGAGGGUCGGCCGGUAACUUCUAGCGGGGCUGCAGGGCGGCCGCGGCCGGUGCUGGACUGCACGUGCUGGGGGCUCCCCCGCCGCUACGUCAUCGCCGUCAUGAGCGGUCUGGGUUUCUGCAUCAGCUUCGGCAUCCGCUGCAACCUGGGAGUGGCCAUCGUGUCCAUGGUGAACAACAGCACGGUGCACAAGGGGGGCCACGUGACCGUGCAGAAAGCUCAGUUCAGCUGGGACCCUGAGACCGUGGGCCUCAUCCACGGUUCAUUCUUCUGGGGCUACAUCGUCACCCAGAUACCCGGGGGCUUCAUCUGCCAGAAGUUUGCGGCCAACAGGGUCUUCGGCUUCGCCAUAGUGGCCACGUCCACCCUCAACAUGCUAAUCCCCUCCGCCGCCCGUGUCCAUUACGGCUGCGUCAUCUUUGUGCGAAUCCUGCAGGGGCUUGUGGAGGGAGUCACGUACCCGGCCUGCCACGGGAUCUGGAGUAAGUGGGCUCCGCCCCUGGAGCGCAGCCGUCUGGCAACCACAGCCUUUUGCGGCUCUUACGCUGGGGCUGUGGUCGCUAUGCCUCUCGCCGGUGUCCUCGUCCAGUACUCGGGAUGGAGCUCCGUGUUCUACGUCUAUGGAAGCUUCGGGAUUUUCUGGUACCUCUUCUGGCUCCUGGUGUCCUAUGAGUCUCCGGCCCAGCACCCGAGCAUCUCAGAGGAGGAGCGCAAGUACAUUGAGGACGCGAUCGGCGAGAGUGCCCGCCUCAUGAACCCGCUCGUGAAAUUCAGCACGCCGUGGCGCCGCUUCUUCACGUCCAUGCCCGUCUACGCCAUCAUAGUAGCCAACUUCUGCCGGAGCUGGACGUUCUACUUGCUGCUGAUCUCUCAGCCCGCCUAUUUUGAGGAGGUCUUCGGGUUUGAGAUCAGCAAGGUGGGCCUGGUGUCCGCGCUCCCGCACCUCGUCAUGACUAUAGUCGUCCCCAUCGGGGGCCAGAUCGCAGACUUCCUCAGAAGUCGCCACAUCAUGUCCACCACCAACGUUCGCAAGAUGAUGAAUUGCGGGGGCUUCGGCAUGGAGGCCACAUUGCUCCUGGUCGUCGGCUACUCUCACUCCAAGGGCGUAGCCAUCUCCUUCUUGGUCUUGGCGGUGGGCUUCAGCGGCUUCGCCAUCUCGGGUUUCAACGUGAACCACUUGGACAUCGCCCCGCGCUAUGCCAGCAUCCUCAUGGGCAUCUCCAACGGCGUGGGCACCCUCAGCGGCAUGGUGUGUCCCAUCAUCGUGGGGGCCAUGACCAAGCACAAGACCCGGGAGGAGUGGCAGUCGGUGUUUCUCAUCGCGUCCCUGGUGCACUAUGGGGGAGUCUUGUUCUAUGGCAUCUUCGCCUCCGGGGAGAAGCAGCCAUGGGCGGAGCCCGAGGAGUUGAGCGAAGAGAAGUCGGGCCUCGUCCAGCACGAUCAGCUAGCGGCCAGUAGUGAUGAGAGCGACGGCCCAGAUGAUCCUGCCUUCUCCUACGCUGCUGCCUCUGGGGAGCCCGCUGCACCGGGAGCGCCCCCGGGCCCGGGCCCAGUGCUGGGUCCUGGGCCCCCGCCCUCCUACGGGGCCACCGGGAGAAGUCCUGCCCCACCCGCCUGGCCUCCAACCCCGAGGGACUACUGA